AUCACUGCAGGGCAUCCACAGCAAUGGCCUCCUCUGCCGACGCAUACGCCGCCGCGCGCCGCCUCGUCGACGAGGCACACGCCGCCGACCCCAAGGGCGAGGAGCUGCACUACGCCGACGGCGUCGAGCGCUGGGCCGCGGCGCUCGCCGCCAGGCCCUUCUACGCCGCGCUCGCCGCCGCCGAGGCGCCCGAGCUGCUGGCGCUCGCCGCGCGCUGCCAGCACCUCGAGCGCUUCGCCACGCCGCGCGACUCGUUUCCCGAGGGCAAGGCCGGCUACCUCAAGUGGCGCCGCAGCCUCUACGUGCUGCAGGGCGACCGUGCGCGUGAGCUGCUGCGCCAGGUGGGUGUCGCCGAGCGCGAGUGCGACGCCGUGCGCACGUGGGUCAGCAAGACGGACCUGCAGCCGGGCAAGGAGAGCGGCGAGCUCGGCACACAGCUGCUCGAGGACGCCGCUGUGCUCGUCUUCCUACAGGAGCAGCUCGCGUCGUUUGCGGCGCAGCACGGCGAGUACCCGCGGCGCAAAUUCGUCGACAUUCUGCGCAAGACGUGGCGCAAGCUCUCGCCUGCCGGUCGCGACGCUGUCGCCGGGCUCGACUUCCCCGAGGCGCUCGCCGGCAUCAUCGCCGAAGCGACCGAGGGCGAGACGCAGGGCUCGGCCGGUGGUGAGCCGGCGGCCGCGCUCCCGGCAGCGAAGGAGCAGACUCUGGCUACAGCACUUGCCGACGUGCAUCUUGCAGACAAUGCUGCCGCCUCUACUUCAGAAGUGCAGCCGCAAGCAUUCCAUCGCACUGAGCCGACGGAGGCGGACAAGGGCGGGCGGACGUUUGGCUCGCGGUAUCUGGGCGAUGAGGACGACAUGUGGCAGCACAACGCAUGGGAUCAUGCAAAGCCGCCGCCGGAGCACGUUGCCAUGGUGGAAGGGCUGCUGGCCAAGCAACGAGAGACGCGCGUCAGCCAAGAAGACGCAGACAAGUAUCAUGCGAGCGCCGCGAGCUACUGGGACACAUUCUACUCGAGCCACGACAAUCGCUUCUUCAAGGACCGGCACUGGCUGCACCACGAGUUCCCGGAGCUCGUCGCGACCACGGCGGCAGACCGCGGGCCGUGUGCAGUCCUCGAGGUGGGGUGCGGCGCCGGCAACACAGUCUUUCCCCUGCUCGAGAUGAACCAGAACCCGCAUCUGCGCCUAUUCGCCUGCGACUACUCUUCGGAGGCUGUGCGAGUCGUCAAGUCAAAUCCCCUCUACGAGUCGCCUCCGGUCGGCUCACUGACAUCCAGCGUCUGGGACCUGUCAUCCACAUCGCCGCCCGUCUCGGCUGACAUGCCGUUCGCGGAGACUGCGGCAAAGCUGCCCGAGGGCAUCGAGCCGCACUCGCUCGACAUCGUCGUGCUCAUCUUCGUGCUCUCUGCGCUGCAUCCGCGCGAGUGGGAAGCCGCGGUGCGCAACGUCCGCACGGCGCUGAAGCCCGGCGGCAUGGUGCUUCUGCGCGACUACGGGCGGCACGACCUGCCGCAACUGCGCUUCCGUAAGGGUCGCUUGCUCGACGAGAACUUCUACGUUCGUGGCGAUGGCACACGAGUGUACUUCUUCACGCCCGACGAGCUGCAGGGCAUGUUCCGCGCCACACCGCCAUCCAUCACUGCCGACGAUGGCGAUGCCAGCACGCCGGCAGAGCCCGUCGACGAGACACAGUACGACUUCAAGACGCUGCAGCUUGCCACCGACCGGCGGCUGCUGCUCAACCGCAAGGAGCGCAAGAGCAUGUGGCGCGUGUGGAACCAGGUCAAGCUACAGUCGCUGUACAGCGAGCCGGCUGCACAAGCGCAAUAGACACUUGCAGGGCUACGAAGCAUUGAGCCGCCGAGCGAGAUCGGCGAUGCGCUGCAU
Tilletiopsis washingtonensis is the source of this 1889-nucleotide messenger RNA. Its product is annotated as S-adenosyl-L-methionine-dependent methyltransferase. The record is from RefSeq and is a predicted model, not a curated record. The coding region runs from base 24 to 1832 and encodes 602 amino acids. Lineage: Eukaryota; Fungi; Basidiomycota; Exobasidiomycetes; Entylomatales. Gene Ontology annotation, molecular function: tRNA (cytidine-N3)-methyltransferase activity. The transcript has 9 exons.